CAGACGCACAUCUGUAGUGCUUGUUAUCGACUAAUACGAAUUAAACUACACGUCCCAACGUCACGGUAUGGGCUCUUAUAAUUGAUGUGAAUAUGUAAUUGCGCUCCUGUGACUGGUUGCUUGUAAAUUUGCCUUCGCCGGAUCAGACUUCCACAGUUACUGAGGUGGUCUCUCCUCCGUAGCCGCGCGAGGAUGUUAACGUCAACGGAGGCUGCGGGAAUCAACUGUUAACUGCGUGACGAAAAGACACCGUGGAGUCUGACAUGGAGGAGUGGGGUCAAGAUUUGACAGAAGUUAAGGGUCAGUAGGGAAAAUUGAACGGAAACAGUGGAUUCGUCAGUAGCGCACAGGGAGAAUAUCAAGCUUCGUGCGCACUGAAGAAGGCUCAAGACAUUUUUGGACAAGACUCGUACAACUCCUGCUUUCAGCAUCACGCUGAAUGCUCUUUUGAAAAUAUCGUCGUGUUGUGUGUGACCCACCAAAGCUCCGAGAAUGUUUUCGCUCUUCGUGAAACCUGUACGAACCCCGCAAACUGGGCACUGAGUGACCUUUUACGCACGGGAAGCGAUCUGUGGCCACGUAUUUGGUUUUCAUGUGGAUGAACUUUGCACGACAUUUUUAAUGAUUCGUGAUCUGAGCAAGAUGUACCCCGCCGCCCGGCAUCAGGUCCCACACCAGCCGGGCCAGCCGUUCAAGUUCACCGUCACCGAGUCCUGCGACCGGAUCAAGGAGGAGUUCCAGUUCCUUCAAGCCCAGUAUCACAGUUUGAAACUGGAGUGUGAAAAACUGGCCAGUGAGAAAACUGAGAUGCAGAGACACUAUGUCAUGUACUAUGAAAUGUCAUAUGGACUCAACAUUGAGAUGCACAAGCAGGCGGAGAUCGUAAAGCGGCUGAACGCAAUCUGCGCCCAAGUCAUUCCCUUCCUCUCUCAAGAGCACCAGCAGCAGGUGGUGCAGGCGGUGGAGAGGGCCAAGCAGGUCACCAUGGCUGAACUCAAUGCCAUUAUAGGACAGCAGCAGCUCCAGGCCCAGCACCUCACGCACGGCCACGCCAUUCCUGUCCCCCUCACACCGCACCCAGCCGGCCUCCAGCCCCCUCUGCCCCCUGGCACCAGUACUGCCAGUCUGCUGGCGCUCUCCUCCGCUCUGAGUCACCAGCUGCCGCUCAAGGACGAGAGGAAACACCAUGAUAACAGCAGUGAACACGUGAGAGACAGAGACUCAGUCAAGAGCUCGUCUGUGUCUCCCUCAGCCAGUUUACGGCCCACAGAGAAGCACCGCAGUUCAAAUGAUUACUCCUCCGACAGCAAGAAACAGAAGACCGAUGACAAAGAUUUAGCCUCCACGCGCUACGAAAGCGAUGGAGAGAAGAGUGAUGACAACUUGGUGGUGGACGUCUCCAACGAGGAUCCCGUCUCUCCUCGAGGAAGUCCUGCCCACUCUCCUCGAGAGAACGGAUUAGACAAAAGUCGCCUGUUGAAGAAGGAUGCUCCCCUGAGCCCUUCCUCCGUUGCCUCUUCCAGCAGCACACCUUCAUCCAAGUCCAAAGAGAUUAAUCUGAAUGAGAAGUCCACUACUCCUGUGUCCAAGUCCAGCACCCCCACAUCCCGCUCUGAUGCCCCAACACCCAGCAGCACCAUCACACCGGGUCUGAGGUCUGGACCUGGAAAACUGACAGGUGUCGAGACGCUGCCUCCUGGUCUUCGCACACCGCUGGCACUGCCCUGCUCGUAUCCUGGGCCAUUUGGUAUGGUUCCUCACCCCGGUAUGAACGGAGAGCUGAGUGGCGCUGGAGCAGCUUACACGGGCCUGCAUAACAUCUCUCCACAAAUGAGCGCAGUGGCGGCUGCUGCGGUGGCAGCUUACGGACGCACACAAGUGGUGGGAUUUGAUCCUCACCACCACAUCCGUGUCCCUGGCCUUCCUCCCAAUCUGUCUGGCAUUCCUGGUGGAAAACCGGCCUACUCCUUUCAUGUGAGCGCUGAUGGACAAAUGCAGCCCGUGCCUUUUCCUCCAGACGCGCUGAUUGGCCCUGGCAUCCCGCGCCACGCACGGCAGAUCAACACCCUCAGCCACGGGGAAGUGGUGUGUGCUGUCACCAUCAGUAAUCCGACACGUCACGUCUACACCGGCGGCAAGGGCUGCGUCAAGGUGUGGGACAUCAGUCACCCGGGCAACAAGACCCCUGUAUCCCAGCUGGACUGCCUUAACAGAGACAACUACAUUCGCUCUUGUCGACUUCUUCCUGACGGGCGGACUCUCAUAGUCGGUGGUGAGGCGAGUACUUUGUCCAUCUGGGAUUUGGCCACUCCAACUCCUCGAAUAAAAGCUGAACUAACGUCAUCGGCACCUGCAUGUUACGCACUGGCCAUCAGCCCUGACUCAAAGGUCUGCUUCUCCUGCUGCUCUGAUGGAAACAUAGCUGUCUGGGAUCUUCACAACCAGACUCUGGUCAGGCAGUUCCAGGGCCACACUGACGGGGCCAGUUGUAUCGACAUCUCUAAUGACGGGACCAAGCUGUGGACUGGAGGCCUGGACAACACCGUCCGGUCGUGGGACCUGAGGGAGGGACGGCAGCUGCAGCAGCAUGACUUCACCUCCCAGAUCUUCUCACUGGGAUACUGUCCAACGGGCGAGUGGUUGGCAGUCGGAAUGGAGAACAGUAAUGUGGAGGUGCUGCAUGUCACCAAACCUGACAAGUACCAGCUGCACCUGCAUGAAAGCUGUGUGCUCUCACUCAGAUUCGCUCACUGUGGGAAGUGGUUUGUGAGCACAGGAAAAGACAAUCUGCUCAAUGCAUGGAGAACCCCGUAUGGAGCCAGUAUAUUCCAGUCCAAGGAGUCGUCCUCAGUGCUGAGCUGCGACAUCUCCAUCGAUGAUAAGUACAUUGUGACUGGCUCAGGAGAUAAGAAAGCAACAGUCUACGAGGUCAUCUAUUAGACGGGACACAGUCUUAAACAACACUAUCCCUCCAUUGGGACAGUCUGUGACGUCUCCGUCACCCAUGUACAAAUCUCGAUGUGUAUGGAAGGAUUUGGAUUUGAAGAGAAAAAGACCAAACCAGACUUUUUGACUUCCUGGAUGAAAAGGAACAAGCAGAACCAAGCUGCUGUUUUUAAAGAGUUACUUUGUUUUGCCGUGAGAAUGAGUGAACGUCUCGGUGUUCAGUGAGUGUGGAAUGGAUGCUAUUGUUACAGCUCUGGCUAGAUAACAUUCCUUUCAGUAACACUUUUACAAAAGCAUCGGACAUAUUUGUGUUUUUCUUCUUUCUUGUACACUAUCAUUUGUGAUACAUUGUUCACACACAGUAGUCUGACUUUGUGCUUUCUGUCAAUGUGGAGGCUCGAAAACUAGAACUAUGUGUCAGAUCAGGGCUGAAACAUUCCUGACCAACGCCAGACGAUAUCUGUGCACAUCUUGUGUAUCUGCAAAUUAUCUUAAACGGAAGGGGUUAAAAUGGGUUUUUAAAUGGUUAAAAUCAGUGUCAUACAAUGUCACCACCACUGUCUCAUUUUGAAGGGGCCCCAUGCAGUGGCCUAUUUUGCGACGCCCCUGGAUUUUAGUGGAUUCACAGACAAUGAGCUGCAUUAACCUUUUGUUGAUAAUGCCUCGUCUAUAUGCUCGAUAUGUUAUUAGCUCAUACAUAAUUCACCUUUUUUUAAAUUUUUUAAUUUCUUCUUUUGCCUAAACAUCAAACUUCCACCAUCACGUGUGUUAUGAUUGUGUGCAGAACACUUAGGUAACCUUGACAAACAUGUACACGACCGCUUAUUCUUACUAGAACUUACGGCACAAUACCUUAUUAUUAGGAAAUCCUUAUCACUCUUAUGUCUGUCAUGAGUGGAAACUGGGAACACAAAGCUUUGGUUCAGUUUUUCAUCUUCUCAUCUCUGUAAGGUUGCAGGGCAAAUGGUAGUGACUCUGAGUGUAUUCUCAAUACAAGUUUUAAACUUCUAAAAAUGGUAGUAGACAUUUCAUCUUGUCCUUGUUGCUUUCACGAAUGGUUUAAAUGGUUAAGAAGUGUAAAAUAUCCUCCUCUUCACUUAACUCAGCAAUUUCAUCAAAUCCAUCCAUGAGCAUAAGAAGAAGAAGCACAGAACAGACAGUAGAGGUUUGCAUAUUCUGUGAAGACAACAACUCUUUAGCCAAAGCCUAAACUCAAAAUGCCACAGCACUCUUAAAGCUUUUCAAGUGACAAUUAUCAAAAAUAACACAGUAUACAUUUGGCUUAAUUGUUUCCAUCUUUUUUCAGUCUUUCUCCUGAGCUAAGCUGUUGCCUGUGGCUUCAUAUCUGAUUAAAGAAACACUAGAUUGUUUGAACUAAAAUUUGUAUCAGCAAACUUUUGAUCUUAGACCUUAAAAUACAAGUUGCUGCCUUUGGCGUAUAUUUUCUGUUCCUUGAAUGUUAUUUAUUGUGUGUGUGUGUACGUUUGUGUGUCUUUUGAAACGGUGGGCGGUGAACAAGUACAUAAGACAUGUUGCCCUCGGUGACCUCACCACAGACUGACCUUUGCACUCGGUUCUUCCCCUUCACGUCAGACUUUUCUGGACGCUUGCUGGAUUCUGUCCAACAGAUGUCAGUCAAACUGUUCGGCAAAGCAGUCGUGAUUGUUCUUGCAUUUACUUUUGUCAGCUUGUAGAAAUAACACAGUGCCUUGACGCCGCUGCGAUUCUGACUCCAUUUUGCUGAAACAUGACAAGACUCUGCUCGAGUGGUUUUUAAUGAUUACUGUUGUGUAUCUUGAUCGACUCAUUAAAAAGCAUAAUUUAUUGGCAAAGUAACAUAAAUGUAUCCCCAGAUUAACCGGGUUGGUUUGUACCGAUUGUCUGUACUCCAGUUGUCCUCAUAUAGGCUUUAUAUGAGACUGGACGUAGACUUCAGGUUGCAAAACUAACUCCCUGUAAACCUUGACAUUUGCAAUUUGGCUGUCACCAUGACAACCAGAAAAUUCACUGACAUCAACC
Molecule: messenger RNA, 4965 nt
Organism: Solea solea (common sole)
Lineage: Eukaryota; Metazoa; Chordata; Actinopteri; Pleuronectiformes; Soleidae
Product: transducin-like enhancer protein 4
Exons: 20
Coding region: 622-2940 (772 amino acids)
Biological process (GO): regulation of DNA-templated transcription; negative regulation of canonical Wnt signaling pathway
Cellular component (GO): transcription regulator complex; nucleus
Molecular function (GO): protein binding; transcription corepressor activity
Source: RefSeq, a predicted model, not a curated record